Messenger RNA from Vicia villosa (hairy vetch), 1275 nucleotides. RefSeq lists its product as uncharacterized. Gene Ontology annotation, molecular function: zinc ion binding. Bases 1 to 1275 code for a protein of 424 amino acids. NCBI's taxonomy places the organism in Eukaryota, Viridiplantae, Streptophyta, Magnoliopsida, Fabales, Fabaceae. The record is from RefSeq and is a predicted model, not a curated record. The transcript is spliced from 5 exons.
AUGUCAUCUUCAUAUGUUGCAAACUCCGAAGUGUCCCAAAUCCCCCAAAUCCCUGAAUGUGGUUGCAAUAAACCAAUGAAGUUGUUUAUAUCCAACUCAAGAAAUAACCCUAAAAGGAGAUAUUGGAAAUGUGCAAAUGUGGAGGCAAGGCGAUGUUGUAGUUUGUUCAUUUGGGAUGAUGAACUUGAUGGUCGACCUCCAUAUGAUCGGAAAAUAACCAUGGAUGCAAGAAAUGUAAUUCUGGAUUCGCACGACGACGCAACAACACACAGUGGGUCAAUAUGUUGCAGCUGCUCAGAGCUUUUGAAGGAUUUGCAUUGCUUUGUUAAAGAACUUCGAGACAGGAGAGGAGAGCAGAUGGAGAUGAAACUGCAAAAUGAAGGGAAAAUAGCUGAUAAACUCAAUCUUCAACAUUUUGACGAAAAGAAACUUCAACAAAUGUACCUAUGUCAUAAGUUGUAUUUGAAAAAACGAUUGCUCCAGAAAAAAAAGAUCAGGAAAUUUUAUAGCUACGAAGAAUUUUGUAAACAGUUGGUAGAAGUGUGUAAUCUUCGAGCAAAAUACGGACUUGAUCCACCAAAGGAACCUGCCAAGGAGCUCAUUCAAAGUGCUCCAGUCAAUACUGGUGUUGAUGCAAGAAAAAGUUACCAUGCAUCUGUUUACAGAGCCUCUCUCCAAAAUGAUGCAUCCAGGAGGAGUAAUAAACACAGUAAGGUGUCGGGAAUAGCGAAGGGAAAGGGUGAAGCUGGCGAGGGUGGUUCUAGACAACGUUGUGUGCAAGAGGUUACCAGUUCUACGAUCAACGACAGGCUCUCCGUGGAGGUGGAAGUGUGUAAUCUUCGAGCAAAAUACGGACUUGAUCCACCAAAGGAACCUGCCAAGGAGCUCAUUCAAAGUGCUCCAGUCAAUACUGGUGUUGAUGCAAGAAAAAGUUACCAUGCAUCUGUUUACAGAGCCUCUCUCCAAAAUGAUGCAUCCAGGAGGAGUAAUAAACACAGUAAGGUGUCGGGAAUAGCGAAGGGAAAGGGUGAAGCUGGCGAGGGUGGUUCUAGACAACGUUGUGUGCAAGAGGUUACCAGUUCUACGAUCAACGACAGGCUCUCCGUGGAGGUGGAAGUGUGUAAUCUUCGAGCAAAAUACAGACUUGAUCCACUAAAGGAACCUGCCAAGGAGCUCAUUCAAAGUGCUCCAGUCAAUACUGGUGUCGAUUCAAGAAAAAGCUACCAUGCAUCUGUUUACAGGGCCUCUCUCCAAUCAUCUGCAUCCAGGAGGUAA